GACCGCAGCUCCCGGCAUGCGGCGCGCCCUCGCGGGAGAGACCGCAGCUCCCGGCAUGCAAUGUGGCCUCCCGCCCCGGCCCGGCGGCGGGUGAACGGCGAAGGCUCCGAACCGACAUGGCGGCGCCCGGGGGCGUAGAGGCGGCGGAGCAGCCGCGGCCGAAGCGCUCGCACAAAAAGAAAGCGGAAAAAGUUGAUGAAGCUGAACUUCUCACUGUCCCAGAUGGAUGGAAAGAGCCAGCCUUCACAAGAGAAGAUAAUCCCAGAGGGCUUCUGGAAGAAAGCAGUUUUGCAACAUUAUUCCCAAAAUAUAGAGAGGCAUACUUGAAAGAGUGCUGGCCACUAGUCCAGAAAGCCUUGAGUGAACAUUAUGUCAAUGCAACGCUGGAUCUGAUUGAAGGUAGCAUGACAGUCACUACCACUAAGAAGACUUUUGAUCCAUAUGCAAUCAUCAGGGCUAGAGAUUUAAUAAAACUUCUAGCAAGAAGUGUUCCAUUUGAGCAGGCAGUUCGUAUCCUACAGGAUGAUGUUGCAUGUGAUAUCAUUAAAAUAGGAACUCUAGUGAGAAACAGAGAAAGUUUUAUAAAAAGAAGAGGACGACUUCUUGGUCCAAAAGGAUCUACUCUGAAGGCCCUGGAACUGUUAACAAACUGUUAUAUUAUGGUGCAAGGCAACACUGUUUCAGCCCUGGGACCUUUCAGUGGGCUUAAGGAGGUUAGAAAAGUUGUUUUGGACACAAUGAAGAAUAUACAUCCCAUAUAUAACAUCAAGACUUUGAUGAUCAAAAGGGAAUUAUCGAAAGAUCCUGAACUGAGAUCACAAAGUUGGGAAAGAUUUUUGCCGAAGUUCAAGCGUAAAAACUUGAAAAAACGCAAGGAGCCAAAAAAGAAAAAUAUUAAGAAGGAGUACACACCAUUCCCACCUCCACAGCCAGAAAGUCAGAUUGAUAAGGAAUUGGCAAGUGGUGAAUAUUUCUUGAAAGAAAGUCAGAAGAAACGAAAGCGGGUAGAAGAGAUAAAGGCAAAACAGGCAGAUGCAAUCAAGAAAAGACAAGAAGAAAGAAAUAAAGCUUUUAUCCCACCUAAGGAAAAGCCAGUUGUGAAAGCAAAGAAAGCCUCCACUGAGAAAAAAAUUGAUAUUGAAGCCAUCAAGGAAAAAGUAAAGAAUGCAAAAAAGAAGAAAUUAGGAGCACUUCCAGUGGAAGAAGUCAAACAAAAGAUGGCAGCAGAUGAAAAGAAAAAGAAGAAAAAGAAAUAAUUUACCACGCAAGAUGCUACUCUUUUAUGCUAACAUACAUUUUCAUACUUGGGAGAUUUGAGACUUAAAGUUUUAACAUCUUACAGAUGUCAGUAUAAUGAACACAAGAAAAGAAAAGGUAGACCAUUCUCUUUUCUAAGCAUGCUUAAAUAAUGGCCUAAAGCAGUUGUGCAGAACAGUCAAAGCUCAUGAAGAAAUCCUACUCUGCCAUAUUGUUUGAGGAAGUAAGAGACUUCAUCUUUCUACAAAUUGUCUUUUUAAAGGGAGAGUUCUGUAAUACAACCAUUUUCGUUUAGCACAAACAGUUAAACAUCAGAUUGUGAGAACUCAGUGGGAGUCCAAGAUAGAUUUUUUUUUUUUAUGAAAGACUAUAAGCAGCCUCAGUUGUGGUGAAUAACUUCUACGAAACAGACAAAACUUAUUACUGUAUUAUACUUCUGUUUCUGUGAAAGCUAAGUAUGUUUCUUGUCUUGGUGUUAAUAAACUAUUUUUAAUACA
Messenger RNA from Rhea pennata, 1754 nucleotides. It is a transcript of the gene KRR1, whose product is annotated as KRR1 small subunit processome component homolog. The coding region runs from base 117 to 1256 and encodes 379 amino acids. The record is from RefSeq and is a predicted model, not a curated record. NCBI's taxonomy places the organism in Eukaryota, Metazoa, Chordata, Aves, Rheiformes, Rheidae. The transcript is spliced from 10 exons. Gene Ontology annotation, cellular component: small-subunit processome; nucleolus. Gene Ontology annotation, molecular function: RNA binding.